This is a messenger RNA of Pygoscelis adeliae (Adelie penguin), 1873 nucleotides long. It is a transcript of the gene DNAJB11, whose product is annotated as DnaJ (Hsp40) homolog, subfamily B, member 11. The annotation marks the transcript as partial. Gene Ontology annotation, biological process: protein folding; protein maturation. The transcript is spliced from 9 exons. NCBI's taxonomy places the organism in Eukaryota, Metazoa, Chordata, Aves, Sphenisciformes, Spheniscidae. Gene Ontology annotation, cellular component: endoplasmic reticulum. The record is from RefSeq and is a predicted model, not a curated record. Gene Ontology annotation, molecular function: misfolded protein binding.
CCCGGCAGGAGGGACUUCUACAAGAUCCUGGGGGUGUCCCGCGGCGCCUCCAUCAAGGACAUCAAGAAGGCCUACCGGAAACUGGCGCUGCAGCUCCAUCCCGACAGGAACCCCGACGACCCCCGGGCGCAAGAGAAGUUCCAGGACCUGGGGGCCGCCUACGAGGUGCUGUCGGAUGAGGAGAAGAGGAAGCAGUACGAUGCGUAUGGUGAGGAGGGAUUGAAGGAUGGGCACCAGAGCUCCCACGGAGACAUCUUCUCACACUUCUUUGGGGACUUUGGAUUCAUGUUUGGAGGUAACCCUCGCCAGCAAGACAGGAACAUUCCCCGAGGAAGUGACAUCAUCGUGGACCUGGAGGUUACAUUGGAGGAGGUGUAUUCGGGAAACUUCGUAGAAGUUGUCAGGAACAAGCCAGUGGCAAGACAGGCACCUGGCAAACGGAAAUGCAAUUGCCGGCAGGAGAUGAGGACCACCCAGUUGGGUCCUGGACGUUUCCAGAUGACUCAAGAAGUUGUUUGUGAUGAAUGUCCAAAUGUCAAGCUUGUGAAUGAGGAGCGAACGCUAGAAGUGGAGAUAGAGCCAGGCGUGAGGGAUGGUAUGGAGUAUCCCUUCAUUGGGGAAGGUGAACCCCACGUGGAUGGGGAGCCAGGUGAUUUGCGCUUCCGAAUAAAAGUUCUUAAGCACCCAGUCUUUGAAAGAAGAGGCGAUGACUUGUAUACAAAUGUGACAAUCUCACUGGUCGAGGCACUUACGGGCUUUGAAAUGGAUAUCACUCACUUGGAUGGGCAUAAGGUUCACAUUGCUCGGGAUAAAAUUACAAAACCCGGGGCCAAACUGUGGAAGAAAGGAGAAGGUCUUCCAAAUUUUGAUAACAAUAAUAUCAAAGGCUCGCUAAUAGUAACAUUUGAUGUGGAGUUCCCCAAAGAGCAACUGACAAAUGAACAGCGGGAAGGUCUCAAACAGUUGUUGAAACAAGGAUCGGUGCAGAAGGUGUACAAUGGAUUGCAGGGAUAUUGAUGUGUGGAAAAAUUGGACCUAACUGAAAAUGAAAAGUCAGACUUGUUCACAGUCUUUUCUCCUGCCCACUGUAGAAUGAAAAAGAGGGAGGGUGGGGCAAUUCUUGAGGUAUAUAUAAUUUUUUCCUUUGUAAAUGGUGGAAGUGCUCAGACGAGUUGGGGGAAAUAGUACCCUUUUCAGGACAUAACUGGUGCUGCCUAUCAUGUUCCACGUCCUGGAACAACAAAGAGACUCCUUGAGCAGAAAAAAAGUGGGGAAAGGAGUUUUAAAUUCCACGCAGAUUGGAAUUUCUGGUUUUUAAAUAUAUUUUGAUGUGACUUUUCUUGACCAUCUCAACGUAUUUUCAUAGUUUCUCCUGCUUUUAUGUCCUUCGUGUCAGUCUCUUCUGAGUUUCUGUUUUGGUUUUUUUAAUCCCAGCCCUUCUUGCCCUUUCUCUCUGAGUCCAGAGUGUGGUAUUCCUUCAGAGUUUGUGUUUCUGGGGCAGGAGUACAGGCGCUGUUGGGAGUGGACUGGCAGGAGAGCCUUUAUGGGCUAUGUUAGGCCCCACAUAUGGUUGGGAAAGCAGGGGAAAAGGGUCUUUUAAGGCUCCUGUGGACUCUCUUAACUACCAAGUAGUCCUCUUGUCCCAAAAGUUAAUGCUUGGUUUUAAAUUUGAAGUCACAACAGCUUAGCAAAGACUCCUCAGACUUUAACAGUGGGAUUUGAGAAAAUAAUGGGAAUGGCUCUCCAUGGCCUUGAUUCUUUCUCUUUGCCCCAAAGGUAACCAACCAUCUGGAAAAGUUCACUUACCUCCUACACUCAGUCCUCUGUGAGGACGGGUGAAGCUAACAGCACAGAAAUAAAGAUGUUUGAGUUG